AUUGGAUCGCGGUGAAUGCCGUAGCACAUCCAUCAUUGCGCAUCACUUACUCUCAGAGCUUGUUAUAUUAAAAUCACCAUGUCCUCUCACUUUCCCGUGGCCAGCACGGCUCUUUCAAUUCCUCAUCUACCGCGGUAGAUCUUCUCCUUCUUCUCUUUAGUACGACAUUGGUGUCAGCGUUUUACUGGUUUAUUUCAACACCACCCUUUUUGUUGUCUUGCCGUUGGUGGCUAUCAAUCAACAACGAACCAACCAACGCCAAGUUCAUGUUAUUGCUUUUUUCUACGAAUUGCAUAUCAAAGAGACAUCGACAAUUUCUGUGGCUUUCUCUUUCGCAUUGUCUUUUCGGCAUCAGCGUCGACGUUGCAUUGUGGCUUGCUACUCUCUUCGGCACUCACUCAUCUCGCGUCUUACGUUACAGAGCGUCGCUUGAUGAAGACACCAAUUCGGUAUUCGGCGUCUUCUCCAACUGAGACAUCGCGAGUAUUCCCAAUACAAGAAACAGAGCCACCAAGACAAGUCCCUACACCUACUACCGUGACAUCGUGUCACACUUCGCUGAAGCAUUACCAGCCAACUCUUCAGUGCAGACAUGUGUCGAAUGAUGAUUUUCAGAGGACAUUGCACGUGUUGCGACCAGCCUCAGACUUGGGUUGACUUGACCCAAGAACUGUCAUGCCUUGAGGCCAAGAACAACGGAUGGUUCGGUGGAUGUCGGCGAGGUAUCCUUGUCGAAGAGCAUGAUUUCAACCAAGAAUGCCCCGUAUGUCAUGAGGAAGACGAGGGCAUUGGAGGCUUAGAUGAAAGUCACAUAAUGCCACUUCAACAGACAUCACAAACACAAAGCAGCCUCGGCAAGAGAGCAGCCGGGGACCGAGGAGAAUCCAGCGAUGGCUCCAAGAAACAGAAGACUUGAACAAAGCGCACACUUAUCGGCGUUGGGUUUGCUUUUAGGAACCAGGCAUAAUGGGACGGGCAGGUUGAUUUUCGACUGACUUAUCGACGACCAACAUAUACACCAUCUAUAAUGAGAAGGGCGAGAACAGUGGUAAUGAAUAAUGAACAAGCAAGUUCAGGAUCGUCGAGGAAACCAUAUUCAACGAAUGUAAUAUAGUUAUCUAUGGGUUCAAUAAUGUCUAUUAUAUCUACACACAAGAAUGAAUACCUAAUUUAAAACUCUUUCCCUUGCCAAGUCUCUUGAGCAGCCUUCCAGUAUCUAUCAGCAUCAACUCUGACAUGAGCGACAUGGGCACCUCCAGCAAACUUCUCUGUUCUAACAACAGCGCCAUUGUCCUUUGCUUGUUGAGCAUGUGAUUCAACAUCCUCCCAACCAACUGAGAGGUCUGCAUCUCCGUAAAGGUAUGCCCGCAUAGUCUCCCGGCUGAUUCUCUCAGGCGUAUUGAGAGCCGAGGCAUAGGCAGUAUGCGGUUCCACACCUAACCAUAGUUUGUAGUAGACCCAUGCAAAACCCAGAAAUACCCAGACAAGGGGAGACAAAAAUGGUGGGAAUCCGGUUGAGAGGACAUGGUGAUCUCGUUUCCAGUGGAAGUAUCCGGGACAUGAGUCCAUCACGACAGCAUGUCGCGGAAUUGGUUUGCCGCCUAGUGAAGUUUCCCACAUCUCCCAAAGCGUGGCAGCAGAACUGACACCACCAUUGGAAAAUAUAUGGAUGAGAAAGCUGGGUGCAUCUUCUUGUCCGUUAUUGACAGACUGCAGAAUUGGUAAAGCUGACUCGAAUAGACGACGUCGUAGAGCUGGUUGAAUAUAUAGCUUGGUAGAAGCGCGGAAGAGGAGUAUGGCAGAUGCUAGGUAGAGCUCGCGAUACUGAGAGAUGUACUUUGCUAUAUGAAUAUCGCGAGCUUCCGACCAAGAAAGAAUGAUAAUGAGUGGAGGAUCACCAGAAGUUGUGGUUUUGGGAGUCGUUGGUGUUGACUCAGCGGGCCGAAAAUAUGAUACGGCUGGACUAAGAACAUCCAUGAAAGCCAACGGUGAUGCCUUGGAGGUUGCCAUGAUGAGGCCUUGAUUGAGCUGUUCUGGGUCUGGAUGAUAAACAGGCUUUGGAUUUGGUCCGGCGAG
This is a messenger RNA of Fusarium odoratissimum NRRL 54006, 2076 nucleotides long. RefSeq lists its product as uncharacterized. The transcript has 2 exons. The record is from RefSeq and is a predicted model, not a curated record. The coding region runs from base 593 to 916 and encodes 107 amino acids. NCBI's taxonomy places the organism in Eukaryota, Fungi, Ascomycota, Sordariomycetes, Hypocreales, Nectriaceae.